AUGAACCCCUAUCUGAGCUGGGCCAUCCUGCUGGUCGUGGCAGGUGGUCUCGGAUGGUAUUACACCAACGGCUCCGCCCCGAAAGUCAAACCCGUCGUGCAGUCCACCGUCGAAAAGGCCCAGCCCGCUCCCAAGAAGCCCAAGCGCAAGACAAAGGCCCCCGAGGCCGCUUCCGUGAAGAAGACCGAAGUCAAGACUGUCGUUUCUCCUCCGACCACCGAGGAUGAGAAGCCCGAUGAGGAUAUCGACCGGAAGGAAAUGGCUCGCCGCCUGGCUGCCAUGAAGAACGGCACCUCCCAGGCUGCCGCCCCCACCAGCAAGAGCCAGAAGAAGAAGGCGAAGAAGGCCAACAAGCUCGAGGGCGGUUCUCACGCCUCUUCCACCACCGGCGCCGAAGCCGACGACGAUCUGUCCCCGGCUGUCUCUCCCCAGGUCAAUGCCACCGUGCCCUCCGCCGGAUACGUCUCCGACAUGCUGGAGGCCCCCGCCCCAGGCGCAUCGGUCCUCCGUGUCACUGGCAACGUCGAGCCCGAGCCCAAGAAGGAGAAGCCCCAGCCCUUCAAGCCCGCGGAGACUAAGAAGCAGCGCCAGCACCGCCAGAAGCGGGAGGCUGAGAAGCUGCAGGCCCGCGAGGAUGAGAAGCUCCGUGUGCAGAUGGAGGCCAAGCAGCGCAAGGGCGCUCAGCAGGCCCGUGAGGCGGCCGAGUCUAAGGUGCCCGCUGCGCCCACCAACGCCUGGAAGCAGGCCACCAACGGGGCCUCCAAGCCUACUUCCUCCCCAGCUCCCCGUCCCGCCCCGGUGCAGCUCCUCGACACCUUUGAGGCCACCCCGGCUUCCAACAGCUGGACCCAGGACCUUCCUUCCGAGCAGGAGCAAGAGCGCCUGGCCAAGGAAGAGGGCGCCUGGACCCAGGUUGGUAAGCACAACAAGAAAGGUGCCAACAAGAAGGCUGGCAAGGCGGAGGAGAGCGUCAGUGAAGCCAGCGCCUCCGAGUCCAAGCCCGCCCCUGCCGCCCCCGCCCCCGUUGAGCCUCGUGUCACCAUCAAGCAGACUCACAUCCAGGGGAUUUUGGAUUCCACCGUCAAGGGCCACCCGCUGGACUCGGACUGGGCUGCUUGA
This is a messenger RNA of Penicillium argentinense, 1119 nucleotides long. RefSeq lists its product as uncharacterized. Lineage: Eukaryota; Fungi; Ascomycota; Eurotiomycetes; Eurotiales; Aspergillaceae. The record is from RefSeq and is a predicted model, not a curated record. Bases 1 to 1119 code for a protein of 372 amino acids. The transcript has a single exon.